GCCAUGGAGGAGCGUCGCCAGCGAGCCAUAACGAACCGCCAGCAAUUCGAGCCUCAGAUCCACGAGCAGAUUCAACGCCUCUUCCAGAACUAUGAAGCCCCAUUCUAUGCGCAGUUCCGUGGCUUCGGAAAGGCCCAGACGCUGGCGCUGGCAGAGUCAACCGUGGUCUCGCUGGCCGCCGUGAACAACCGGCCCUUUGAGGACUCGGAAACCCAAGCUCUCACGGAGCACUUCCUGUCUAGCGUGCACAACUUGCUUGCGUGGAAAUGGGCCAUGACGGGGUUUGCAGCGUACAUGACGUACCGAGGCCGCAGGAUAUGGCGGUUCCCCUUCUUCACUCCCGAGUUCAAGCGCUUCAGCCCCAUCGGAGGCAGCCCGGGCCUCAAGUUCAUGUGGCACAGCGCCCGCUUUGCCGCCUACUACGGAACUCUGUGGGUUCUCGGAGAGCCAGUCUUCCAGGGCGCAAACUUUAUGCGGCAGCGUUCAGAGAUGGAGCGCGAUCCAAGGCUGCGAUCGCUCUUGCAUGACGGAAAGUCUCAAGGCGCAACUUUGCUAGGAGGCAACCCAGACCACCGCGAGCAGAUCAACGAUACGUGGGAAUCAGCGGCGCAGCAGGAGAACGUGAGUCAAUAUAGAGAGCCUGAACAACAGAGCCAGAGCACUCCAGCACAGUCCUCUUGGACCUCGUAUCGCAAUCCCACUCCAUCACCACAGCCCCCGCAGCGAUCCGAUUCAUGGGACUCUCAUAUAUCAGAUGACUUUGACGAUGCUUCACCCGUCGCUCCCUCAUCGAGAAAUAGCUCAGACACUUCAAACAUCAGCAGCGGAUCAGCAUGGGACCGGAUCCGCCAGCAAGCGCAAUACCAGCCAUCCGCCCAGCAAGACCGAAAGACGUGGGAAAAGCCCCAAUCCGGAGGCGGCUGGGGCUCAGAGGCCGACUCAAGCGCCCAAGUCUCCCGGGACAGCUAUUCUUUUUCCAAGGCUGACGAGGAAAGGGGCCAGGCCAGGGAGCAGGCGCAGCGGGAGUUUGACCGUCUUCUGGAGAGGGAGCGUGGCGGCGCAGAUCAGGAG
Molecule: messenger RNA, 1071 nt
Organism: Trichoderma virens Gv29-8
Lineage: Eukaryota; Fungi; Ascomycota; Sordariomycetes; Hypocreales; Hypocreaceae
Exons: 1
Source: RefSeq, a predicted model, not a curated record